AAAUACAUUUUGCUCAACAGUCGAAACAGCCACAUUCCAUACACAUUUCUGCCCGUAGUGUAUGUUCAGUUGUUUCGCCGCGAAUAUAUGAUACAAAAUGCUGAACCUAAUUUUUGCAUUUUUCAUUUUUCAAGCUACAAUUUUUGUUAGUGGGUUUCGUGGUGUAUUGCCGAAAGUUGAACCCGAUUUUCAAGUGUUUAACAGGGAAGAGCUGUACAUUUCCCAGGUUUCGCAAGACUCAACCUUUCAAUCAAAUAUCACGGUAGCCAAGUGGAAAACAUUGAACACUGGCCACAGCUCUUUUACAUUGGGUGUUACUAAUAACACCAUGAUAAAUAUUCUCUUUUCCAACUUGUCAAUGCAUGGUGCUCAUCCGACUAUCAUUUCCCGAGUAUUUGAUCUAAAAGUUCCUGUGAAUGAUUUGGAAAUUUUUAACAUAAGGAGUAAUGGACAAACGCAGGUCUUCAUUGUAGUUCACGUGCCGGGCACGGGAUUCGAAUGGUACACUGUAACUGCUUUUGCAGUGGAAAAAUGUUGGACUUGGCCCAUGGAACAUGCUGUAUCGACCUUUUUUGUUUCUAAAAAUCAGAAUAAAUAUUUUUUGUUUGCAAGUCUUUCCAGUAAGGAUGGGACCCACUUUGUGGUCGCUUACCGCUUCAACAUAUCUACCAAAACAUAUUGGUAUCACCAAUCAAUUAAUCUACCAGAUUCCUCGCCUUCAAUGUGCCUUUCCUCUGUAGACAAUCAUUUGCAUUUGUCACUUGCUCAGCCAGCUUCCAACUCUCUAGCCAUCUACCAUUUUAUCGACCAGGCUUUUGUUCUGCUUAAGAACUUAGCAGCACCCGAAGUGGACCAAGUAGUAUGUUUCGAGAAUGGCUUUAGAUAUUUCGUGGCUUUCAAUGGCCUGAGCGCCAGUAUUCUCGAGAUUACCAAACAUGGUCUAGUCGAGCGCAAUGUUGUAAACUCGAAUUUCGAAGGAUUGGAGUUUUGGUUGCCCAUCUCCAUAAACACUUAUAGAGAUGAAACGGUUUUGAUGCUGCAGAGAAAACUGAACCAUUCAACACAUAGUUCGUUUGAUGUUGAUGCCAUUACAUUCAACGGAAAUCGGUUUGAAGAACAUACUGACGUUUCAUGCACUUUAAUUGAUGAUGUCCAAAUCAACCUCUCGUGUCUUGCCGAAUUAAGUCCUUCGAGAGGGAUAAUGGGAGCUUCAUAUAUUGCCAUAGGCAAUCACCUCUCGCUGAUUGUACCUACGGAAGACCAAACGCCAGUGAUAUUUUCGGUAGCGGCUGGUCUAAAAAAGAAUGAGCAUCCCACGAAAAAUGACCUUAAUUUCUAUAAAGAACAGAAAAUGAAAAUAGAGCUUAUGAUGGAAAGUGGGAGAAACGCUCAACCGGCAAGCCUUGCUCAACAUGUACCCAGCAUGAAGAAGGCAAGCGUUUCUGAUGGCAACGACAGCUUUUUAAAUGAUGGGAAAAAAGUGCUGGAUGAAUUAGAGCAAUUAAACCAACGGUUUAACGAGAAUUUGACCGAACUAAAAUUCAACACUAUAGUCUUUAAUGGAGCUGUUGAGAUAGAAAACAAUUUAACAGUUAAUAGAUGGGAUUCUGAUGCAAUGGAGGGUCUUUUGAGCAAUUUAGUCCAAAAGAAUCAGUUGGACACGAUUUCGGACCAAAAGGUUUUUCAUAAUUUAACAGUUGGGGAAUUUACUGUACCAAUUGUUAACGGUGUUGCUGCGCAAAGUUUUGCCAAAACAAUUGAUGCAAAAGUCGAAACUUUUGGAAACAUAGUUUUUGAGAAGGUGUUAGAAGCAGAAACUGUAACAGUGGCUAAUUCAGUGAUCAAUCAGAUUCCAUUAACCCAGUUUGGUAAACUUAGCGACAUAUUUGAAGACACGUUAAGUUUCGAGGAAUUGCGGUCAAAGAACGGUUUCACAACAUCUUUUUUAAACCACCAAAAAAUCCAAAAAUGUUCUCAACAUUCCAACGGAGAUUCCCUCGAAUUCCCCAGUUUAUUUUUUCCUGGAAACGCUACAAUACACAGUUUGAAUGGAGACAAUUUCGCAGAUUUUAUGGAGGAAAUUUGUGUAAACAACGUUAAGUGCUUCAUAGAUAAGCUGAAGUUAAUCGGGAAAAUGGAUGCUACUGAAAGUAUACAAACAACGUAUUUGGAUGGCUUAAGUUUCCCGGAAGAAUUCAUCGAGAGAGAACCAGUGAAGCCCUUGAUAGUUACAGGUCAAAAAUACUUCCAGAACCAUAUAUUAGGCAACAAUGUUAACACAACUAACCAGACAGUAAAUGCUGUAGAUUUCAAGAAGAUUUUCACUGGUGGCACACAUCAGAACAUUACCGGAAAUUUCAGUUUUGAUCACUUGGAAGUGGCUGAUGAUUUCGACUUUAAGGGAAGCCCAAUUCUAGAAACUGGAAUGUUGAAGCCUAAUCUAUGUCUGGAUGAAACAGCCAAUAUGCAAUCAAACGCCGAAUUCCUCGAUCUGGAAGUACUAGGAGACAUAAUAGUCAAAACCGAGUUCAAUGCAGUGGACUUUAACUACUAUCUGGAAAACUUUAUUUCAAAGCGAAAAAAUGCAACCAUCACUGGAUUGAAAAUAUUUCAGCAUUCACUUCGCGUGAAAGAAGAUUUUCAGGUCUAUUCAGGAAUGAUCAACAACAUUACAUUGAACUCAACUGUCACCGAAAACUUUGAGGAAGUGUUUGAAAUCAACACUUUUCUAGAUCACAUACAGUUUCAAAAUUUACUGGUUCAUGGACUUUUCAACAAACAGAACAUCAGCGAUCUCUAUGGAUCGCUAAUUAAACUUGAAGGAAAUCAAAGCAUUUCAUCGGAGCUGAUAUUUGAUGAAUAUCUACAAACUGAUGAAUUCGCUGUAGAUCAAUUGAAUGAAGAUUCUACAGUUGGAGUGGAAGCGUUGAGUUUGGAGCAAGCUGAUGCUGAACGGGUAGAAGUUCAAGGCAACUUAGUGGGCAAUAUUUCCAAUCCGGCGUUUAUUCCCUUACAAGAAGGAAACUUGAACUUUGUAGACGAUCAAUUGGUUACCGGAGCAUACAAUUUGUCUAGAAUAAAUGUCGAAAUCUUAACAGCUAAAACCAUCAAUGGAGUUAACGCUGAUAAUGUUUUUUCCUCAGAAAAGCUCUGUGCUAAUGUGACAGACAUUUUAACGUACAGGAACGCUACUAUAGAAAGCUUAAGCAUCGAUAGAGAUAUAGCGAUAUAUCAACUAAACAACAUUAGCUUUAGAGACAUAAUCAACAGCCAUCCAUGGGUGCUGCUUCGUCACAACUUAAGCUCGGUAGUUAUUGAAGGUGAUACACAUUUCAAAACCGUGCAAAUUGACAAGUUAUCCAACAAGAACUUUAACAACUAUAUUUCGAGUUUGGUUUUCAAAAACCAAACUGAUAUAACCAUAAGUAACUCUGUGUGGUUUCAAAAUGGUUUAACUGCAAUAAAACUAGUCGAAACAGCGAGCAUCAAUGGAGUUCUGCUAGGCAAUAUUUUCCGGACCACUGGAAGUCAACUUGUUGUUGGCUCAUUACAUGUAACCGGGAAUAUUUGGAUCCCAAAUGAAUUUUUAGUUGAAGAAAUGGUCAACGACGUGCAUGUAACAAACAUCUUUGAAACUUUCUAUAUCGAACAGGACACUUUAAAUGUUAAAGGAGAAUAUAUAUUCCCUCGACUUCCAUACAUAACAAAUUUGACAAUACAAGGACCCAUCAACUCAAUAAAUUACUUCAACACCAUCAAGGAAGAGUUUGUCUAUCUUAAUCAUAACCCGCACUUGGAAGAUGAUGUCGUAUUCCAGUCUUCUGUUCAUUUGAAAGGAAAUUUGGGAACAAUGUCUGGAAUCAACGAAAUCAAUUUAUCAGAAUUACUUUCACGAGCCGUUUGGAUAACUCAAGAUACCCACUUAGAAGGACCAGUUGCCUUCAAACAUUCUCUUGAAUGUAUGAAGCCACUUAAAGUUAAACAGCAGCUGAUUACCAAGUCACUGUUUAACGAAAACCUGCAAGACUUAGUCAAUAAUGGAGUUUUUAUUGAUAAAGGCAUACUUAAAGGGCCAUAUUUUUUCGAUGAAGCAGGUGUUAGAGGCAAAUUUUAUGCUCGUUUCCUCAACGAUAUUGACAUGAACUUAAUAAUUCCAUUGAAAACUGAGCAAAACAUUAGUCGGUUGGAUGUUGAUGAUAUGCAACUGACUCACGAUGUUGCAGUAGGACAACACGUACACGGAAAAAUAUUGAUGAUGGAGAAAGUCAAUACAUUCUCUAGAAACAUUGAACAACAUGUGGAUUCGAAAAUAGUAUUUUCGAACAAUGUUUUAGUGGAGAAAACAUUAACGGCCUUCAACUUAAACAACAAAUCCGUCUCGGACAUAGUCACCACUAAUACCGAUCAAAACUUAACAGCGACUUAUAAUUUCAUGUCGAAAGUGGUAACCAACGACAAUUUAAUAGUUGAGGGUCUUAUUAAUGACAUCAAUUUAACGUCGUGGGAAAUACGUGCUGUUCCUAUUGAAUCUAGCAAACCUCAGCAGGCUAGGCUGAGCCGGAUAGACAUGAGGAAUCAGAAUCUUUCUGGCCCUUUGAAUGGUGGCGCGACAUUGAACAACAGAAGUACCACCGACCUUCUACAAAAAUUCAGUGAAAUGGAAAGUUAUUUAGACGGUUAUCAAGAAACUGCAACAGAUUUUAAAGAUCUUUGCGAAGUCAUGACCGACAUUUACAACGGCACUCAAAACCAAAUUUCAAAGUUUCGUUAUUUUGAGGACUUCCAAAGUCUGCAAUUCCCAACCAGCAUAAACUACAUAAAAUAUAUUUCUCAUGGAAACGAACAUUAUUUACUGGUAAACGAAGAAAACUCCUGCUUUUCCGAAAUAUGGAAAUUAUUUCCGGAUGGAUUUGCUAAAACAAAAACUAUCGAAACUGGCAGCAUUUCUCAACUUGAAAUGGUACAUGAGAAAAACCGGUUGCUUCUAGUGUCUAGCAUUCAAAACAUCGACGGUCUGCAAUGCAACAUCGAAGAUAGUACGAUCCUGUGGAAAUGGAUAAAUGAAGAAUUAGAAGCUAUAAGCAGCUUGCCACCUCAAGAUCUGUUACAAAAUUCUCUACAGCCACGAACAUUUUACGGGCUGAAGCAAGGUGUGGUAACUGAGUUCAAAUUAAAUCCCCUUGAAGAAGUGGGAAUUGACGAAUACAGGAAGUGGAACAUUACAGAAGAUAAUUGUAGGUUUGCACCACGAGGUUUCAAAACUGGACUCGUACUCAGUACAGGAACCAAAUUAAUAUAUCUCAAUCGAGGUCAGAAGGUGACGACUAAAAGAACAGGCCAUUUCUACAAAUCAACUAUUAUUGGAAACUUCACAAAGCAAUCAAACAGUAUAAUACCUGGACGAAAUGGGUCUGAGUUUGUUCUUGUUCCCGUUGGAUCCAGAGCCAAUAAAUACAAACUGCAAGCUGUGACUUGUCACAGAGAGUCCGAAGUGCAUAAAAAUUUGGACAGUAUUGAGAUUUACUCAGAUUCUGUUUCUGGAAAAUUGUACGAUCAAAUUUUCACGCAUAAACCAACAUCGCUUCAGUCAUUGGAUUUGGAAAAUGGAGAAACCUUACUGGCAUUCAUUGAGAACAAAAAGUUUGUUCAAAUAUACGAAUAUAAAGGGUUAAAUGGAUUCAAACAUCGGUCUAUUAUCAAAUCCCCAGCGGAAAAACUGUUUGUGAUUCAAAUUCCAACUGGCGAACAUUUAAUAAAACAGAAAGUAAUGGGUUUAAUCCACAAAAGCAAAGUCACGUUAUUCAGAGCCGUAAUGAGUGCACCACAAGUCAAAAAUAAUGUUCAGUGCGGAUUUUAGAUGAAUUUAAAAUUGAAAAUUUUCAGCUGGGUUGGGUCAGCGACCCGAUCUGUAAAAUUUUUCAUUUGUUAUUUUGUGUUUUUCGUGAUUUUAAUUUAAUACGUUAAAUAAGUAAAUUUAUAUUCUAGUGAAAAGCGUACAUUUGAAACUUAAUAUAAAAUAUAAAAUAAAGAAACUACCCCAAGAUACAUACA
This is a messenger RNA of Dendroctonus ponderosae (mountain pine beetle), 6051 nucleotides long. RefSeq lists its product as uncharacterized. The transcript has 23 exons. Gene Ontology annotation, cellular component: cell surface. Gene Ontology annotation, molecular function: heparin binding. The record is from RefSeq and is a predicted model, not a curated record. The coding region runs from base 98 to 5857 and encodes 1919 amino acids. Lineage: Eukaryota; Metazoa; Arthropoda; Insecta; Coleoptera; Curculionidae.